Dermacentor albipictus is the source of this 630-nucleotide messenger RNA. RefSeq names its product normal mucosa of esophagus-specific gene 1 protein-like. NCBI's taxonomy places the organism in Eukaryota, Metazoa, Arthropoda, Arachnida, Ixodida, Ixodidae. The record is from RefSeq and is a predicted model, not a curated record.
UUUUUGUCCAUUACUGCCUCGGUGGCAUCGCGUACGUACCAACUCGGGCGCCUGCAGCAACUCUUGCAGAAACGCACCAGCCGCAAAGCCGUGGGAGCUCCGCAUUCCGUGGGUGGUCGCAAAGAUUACGAGGGCAGCCGCAAUCAUGGAGAAAAUUAAACAAGCCGAAAAGCUUUCCAUUUUCGGACUCAAGGCCUUCAGAACGCACAAGGAGGUGAUCCCUCUUGUCGCGAUCAUCUCAGUGGCCACCAUCGGCUGCAUGGGGUUCAGCUUGUACACGAUGAUGAAACCGGAUGUACAGUGCAGCAGAAAAGACCAGAUCCCGUCCUGGAUGCGAUACAAAGCCGACAAGACACAAAAGCUCUACACAUCGGAAAAAGACUGGAAGCUUGACGAACGGACCGUCGAACUGGAGAAACUGCGCAAGGAGAUCGGAUCCACGCGCUGAGCCUUUCGAGAGUCUAAGUUCAUGCUCGCGAGCCUGGUGCCAUUUUCGUGCUCGUGUUACCUUGUGUAGAUUGUGACUUGAGGCAAUCUGCCGAUUUGUGAUGAGGAACAAAAAAUUUUCACGGGCUUCUGCCUAGUGCCAGUUCACUACGAAAACAGUAAACACAACUUAGAAAUUGCUGA